Camarhynchus parvulus is the source of this 3529-nucleotide messenger RNA. RefSeq names its product plasminogen activator, urokinase (gene PLAU). Bases 1353 to 2651 code for a protein of 432 amino acids. Gene Ontology annotation, molecular function: serine-type endopeptidase activity. The transcript is spliced from 10 exons. NCBI's taxonomy places the organism in Eukaryota, Metazoa, Chordata, Aves, Passeriformes, Thraupidae. Gene Ontology annotation, biological process: plasminogen activation; regulation of cell adhesion mediated by integrin. The record is from RefSeq and is a predicted model, not a curated record.
UUCAUUGCUGCCAAAAUGCUAAAAAUAAUUGUCAUAAUAAUGUUUAAGGGAAGUAUAUCUGCUAAAAUUUCAUCUGAAUCUGAAAAGCAUGCACAGCCAAGCACCUGCAGCAUGAUUUGCUUUCUUGCAUUAUGACACCUGCUUACCAGCAAAGGUUGCAUCUGCAUUAGCAUUUUCAUUUGUAUUGUGUCUAUUUUCCAAAUGAAUCUAGUGAUCUUCUCUAUACCCUGUGUUUUGGUCCACGACUGUGUGUGUGAAUUUAACAUGUGUUAGGAGUGUUCAAUAAUGAGCUAUAGAGUACUUGCACUCCAUUUCUUCCAAAUAAAGUAAAAAUAGAAGAUGCAAUCUGCAUGUCAGCAGGCAUUCAGUCUGCAGGACCAAACUGGAAUCAGUCCACUAUAGAAACCUGAAGCAGGUACAGUGUACAGCUCAAUUCUGUGCAUCCUCUUCUACUGCUUUGCUUUUUUUUGCUAAUAUAAAUAUAGCUAUGAUUCUCAUGGAAUCUUUUAAAAAUCAAGUUUUACAGUUUUCUCAAAGUGAGAGAGCACUAAAAGAGUCAGAGCUUAAAAAAAAUAUUCCCACGACUUAUAUUGCAAUUUAAAAAGAGGGAAAAGACAUAUGAGACUUUAUUGUGCCCCCAUUGCUAUUAUAUGAUAAUUAUUUGCUAUUGGAAAGAUUGCUAUACCUGCUUGGGUACAAGAUCCAGCUGCAUAUAAGAAGUUGAGACAGACUAUGUUGUAAACCUCUAACACUGAAAAUAAGUGAGGCAACAUCACCAGCAGACUUUCAAGAGGUAGCAGUGAUCAGAGGCACUCGGUUGGGUGGCCGGGUUUACCUAAGUGUUGAGCAGCAACGAUAUGCAGCAGAUAGCUGCAGAGGGACUGAAAAACGGAGCUUUCCCUUUCAUGCCCCGAAGGUGUAUGCUCAGUGCUUUCGUUGAAGGUAGCAAUGAUCAGUUCAAUAGGUACAAACAGUUGGGCAGCAGCUAAAUACAUCUGCCAGUUUCCAACUUUUAGUCCAUACUGCAAAAAUGGAGUAUGGAUUUUUCCAGUUUCUCUUUCCCUGCUUCAAUUAUACUCUUUAAAAAAUCUGGUUUUAUUGCUGCCUGUACAAAAAAAGCUUCAAAGUAUAACCUCUAAUUUAAUAUAUGGAAAUAAUAAGCAGAUAUCCUGCUGCAAGUAAAAGCUUCAUUCUUCAUCAGUUGUGUUGUAAUUUAUUCUGAAACCAACUGAAGACAGCAGAAGCAAGAAAACUGGCACUGCAGGCUACAGCAUUAUACUAAAUUCGUCUUUUAUUUUCAGAAUUAAAUAAUACAGGUAGAAGAAGAACAAAGGGAGAAGUUAACUAACAACAUGAAGUUACUCAUCUUCCUCACAGUAACGUUGGGUGCCCUUGUCACGGGACUAGAGUCUAUUUAUAGCUGGAAAUACUACAAGCAAUAUAAACGCAGAUCAGAACACAAGGAAUGCCCUUGUUUGAAUGGAGGAACGUGCAUUACCUAUUACCUCUUUAGUGGAAUUGGUCGUUGCGUAUGUCCAGAUGGAUACACUGGGCUUCACUGUGAGCUAGACACUGACAGCACAUGCUAUACUGAAAAUGGGGAGAACUACAGAGGGAUGGCAACAGAAGACAAAUGUCUGCCAUGGAACUUGCCCUCACUAAUCAGGAGGGGUCGUUACCACGCUUACUCAGAGAAUGCUUUGCAGCUUGGGCUGGGCAAACACAGCUACUGCAGAAACCCAAAUGGAAGGAGCAGACCCUGGUGUUACACCAAAAGGGGAUCUGCCAUUCAAGAAACACCUUGCAACAUAGAGAAGUGUGGGCCUACAUGUGGUCAAAGGAGCAUCAGCAAGAUGUUCAAGAUUGUUGGUGGAAAGCAGGCAGAGGUUGAGUCUCAGCCUUGGAUAGCAGGCAUCUUCCAAACCAUAAGGGGCAUGGAACACUUCCUGUGUGGUGGCAGCCUCAUCGACCCUUGCUGGGUGCUCACAGCAGCACACUGCUUCCACACUCCGUCAAGAAGACCAAUAAACAAAUCUGUCUACAAAGUCUUCCUUGGAAAGUCCAUACUGAAUGUUACUGAUGAUAAAGAACAAGUAUUCAUGGUUGAUGAGAUCAUCUCUCACCCUGACUUUACAGAUGACACAGGUGGCAAUGAGAAUGAUAUUGCUUUGAUAAGGAUAAGGACAACUUCUGGACAGUGUGCAGUAGAAUCCAAGUAUGUCAGAACAGUCUGCUUGCCAGAGAGGAACCUUUACUUAAAAGAGAACACACACUGUGAAAUAGCUGGCUAUGGAAAACAAGAUUUUUAUGACAUCUUCUAUGCUCAAAGACUGAUGUCAGCCACUGUGAACUUAAUAUCACAGAGAAAAUGCAAAUAUGAAUACUAUGACAAUAUUAGAGUUACUGACAACAUGGUCUGUGCUGGGGAUCCCACAUGGCAGAUUGAUGCCUGCAAGGGAGAUUCUGGUGGCCCCAUGGUCUGUGAGCACAAUGGCAGGAUGAUGGUUUAUGGCAUUGUCAGCUGGGGAGAUGGCUGUGCAAAGGAAAACAAGCCUGGUGUUUACACCAGAGUUACUCAAUACCUUAACUGGAUUGACUCCAGCAUGAAUGGGGUAGCUGCCAAGAGUCGUUUUCUUCCUGAACCGAAGUGACCUGUUUUUGACAGCUGGACUGAAAUGAACAAGAUUUUGCCUAUACUGACACCAGGACAGUGGAGACCUGAAUGUCAUAAGAGGCUUUCAUUUUGAAUGCUUGUGUGGUCAGUCACUCAGAUCAGUGUUCCUGAGGCACGAGGCAGAGAGAGGGUUGAUAUUUUAUCUUACUACUCUGAAUUACCUGGAAACCACUCAGUGGGAAGCUAAAAUAUUUAACAUUUAAAUGAGUAUUCCCAUGUAUGAUACUAUGCAUAGCAAGUUAGCUGUCUACUUCAUUUAUAAACCAGCAUUUGCUCUGGAAAUAUUGAUACAGUUUCAACUUACUUAACUCAAGUAUUCACUUUAUACAUGACCUGAGUCUAAAAUCUCCCCUCAUUGUACUGAAUAAUACUAAGUCUCAAGUCCCACAAACCCAGCCUGUUAAGACCAGUACUGAGAGAGUGAUCAGACUUGGCAUCAAAAAGUUGGUGGAAAAAAAAGUAGUUGAGUCAGCAUUACAAACUCUUAAUGUAUUUAACUUAAGAAUUGUGCUGCAAGAAGGCAAAUGGGAAACUUGCUGGACUUCUAGGUCACAUGUGAAGAUGUCUGUGUUCCCUGGAAAGUCUGAUUAUGCAACCUCUAAAUCUACCUAUACACCCUGGAGAAGAUUUAAGGACUUGGCAUUUGUCAAAUGCUGCCGGCAUCAAAAGUCAGAAAUUUAUUUCCAUUCAUUUAACUGAUAUUAUAUGGAAGUGAUUUUUUUUUUCCUCCAAGACUUAUUCUGGGUUUAUUUUUAAACUUGCCUUUGUUUUGUAGAUUUGGAUUAUUUGUAUGAGGGCUGGAACCUCAAGCUUUAUUUAAAUUAUUUUUACUGUGUUUAAUUUAUUGUUUGUAUU